UUAUAGUAUGCAUCUAUUAUCUUAUCUAAUACAAUAUUUAUAAUUUGAUGCAACUUGUAGUUUUUUUUUUUUUUUUUUUUUAAAAAAAAAAAGGAAAUUUUCGCAUUUGCUAACAGCGAAAAGACCCUGCUUCACAUUUACUACCGCUUUAAUUUUUUAUUUUAUAUUACUACCACCCAAAUCCCAAAAUUUUAGAUAUCACUACCAUUUGCCUAAUGCCGUUACUAUUCCCGUUAGUGGAGCCCAACCACCGUCCAACCACCUCGCCGCCACCGCUCCAUCUUCAACCACCCUCAUUGUCACCAUCCAACCUCCAUUUCCCAUCAACACCGGCGCCCAAAGAAGCCCACAGCAGCCGCGACCUCCACCAGCAGCCCACCUCCUUCCCAAACGCCACCAUCAUCUCUUCACCUUCACACAAUCACCAACAAUGCACCCAUCCUUCCACCACGCGAACAGCCGCAAUCACCUCGCCACCAAUUCCCCCAACCGGGAACGACUCCGGUCCACUUCCCCCUGAAUCGAUCCCCUCCCCUUCUCCCACCCAAAAACCGCUACCAAUAACCUAAACCCACUCUGCGAAACCACCCAAAACGGGUUUUAGGGUUUCGUUUUCACCCGUUUAGGGUGGUUUCGGGCAGCGUGGAGUUUGAGAAAUGGUGGAGGUGGUGGUUUCGGUGGGUGGUGGUCUGGGUUCGUGGGUUUCUGUGGGUGGUGGUCUGGGUUCGUGGGUUUCUGUGGGUUUGUGGGUGGUGGUGGUCUGGGUUUGGGGCUUAGGGUGGUGUCGUGGUGGUGAUAUGGGGCGUCGCCAGGUUUGGGGGUUACGGUGGUGUCGGUGGUGGUGGUCUAGGGGUUCGGCUGCGUCAGGGGAAUGUUUGGGCACCGGCAUAGGGAGGGUGUAAGGUGGAUGUUUGGUGGUUUCGGUGGUUGGGGAUUUUUUUUUUGUUUUUUAAGUUUUUUUUUUAAAUAAAUUAAAUUAAUAUUUAAUGAAAUAUUGGGCCCGAUUUAACUGAACUUUAACGGAUUCCGUUAAGUGGUAGUGAUUUCUAACAAACUCUGAUUUAGGUGGUAGUUAAAUAAAAUAAAAAACUAAAGCGGUAGUAAAUGUGAAGCAGGGUGCUUUCGCUGAUAGCAAAUGUGAAAAUUUCCAAAAAAAAAAUGAUGACAUCAUACAACAAAAUGGCGGGAAAAUUUUUAAUGUGGAAGUGACACAUAGAACAGGGAGGGGGUUUAUGAUAUCAACAAAGUUCUGUUUUAGUAAUAGUUAAAUAGAAGAUUAGAUUUGUACUGUCCUUGUGGUUCAUUCGAUAAAAAAAAAAACCAUUUCUAAAUUUUUUCUCAAUCGUCUCCAAUUGGUAAAUUAGUAAAGGUUCAUUGUAUUUGGUGCUUGAUUGUUCAUUUUAUAAUAACUCCCAAACCCUCAACUCCCCAACUCCCUCGCUUUUUUAUCACUUACCGCUCAAUGCCCGCUGCCACUGCUGUCGUACCACCGCUGCCGUUGCCAUUGCCGCUGCCUCUCCUCGGGUUUUCGCCGAUUUGCUUCAUCUCUAUCUCGCAAUCCACUUUUAUUCAGAGGGAUUGAUGUGACUGUGUAAGGCAAACAACAAAUGACUGCUCCAACAAGUGUGCUCUGUGGUCAGGGGUCAAGAGAACAGCACCAUUUUUCUUUGAAACUGCAGAGCCAGAAAACAUCUUGUUUAAAAUGCCACAGACGUGGUGAUUUGUUGGUUUGUAGUAAUUGGGACUGCCCAGUAGUUGUUCAUGAGAGUUGUAUGCCCUCUGUUGCUCGCUUUGAUGACUCAGGGGGCUUUUAUUGCCCAUAUUGUUUAUAUAAGCAAUCCCUUGUUGAAUGUCAUCAAGCCAAGGAAAAAGUGCUAUUGGCCAAUAAGGCUCUUAUCAAUUUUCUAGAUACAAGGACUAGGAUUGAUGCUGGGCCUACAGAACAUUUUAGAAGUUUGAAGAGGAAAAAACCAGAUGCACCAUCGGUUUUUAAGAAAAAGGAUGGUGCUACGGUACAAUGUAAAGAAGUUCAUCAGCCUAUGCAGUUAAAAGGUGGUCAUCAAGAUAAUUGUCCGUUUCUUGAGACACUUUCUGGUAAUCAACAGGAAUCAAGGCCAACAAGAUAUAACUGUAUGAGAAGGGGGUCCCCUGCCAAAAAUGAUGAAAAAUCAGACAGCAAAAGUAAUGAUAUUGGAGACUGUGGAAUUGCAGACAAAUCACAAGUAAAACCAUCAAAAAGUUCUGUCCUUCCUACAAGGGAGGAUGUUAUGUUAGUGACACCAAAUUCAACCAAUAAGCAUGGAGAAACUGCAAAGACAGUGUCAGGGAGUUUUAAAAAAGGGGUAGAAAGGGAGCAGAGGCAGACAGAUCCUCAAGAAACUCCUCGGUGCUUGACUAAUAAUAACACAUUGGAGGUAAAUGAAGAACCUUGCAAGGGAAACGAUUCUGCAUUGCAAGAUGGCUGUUAUGUAAAAACUCAAGUUUUAGACACUUUUGAUCGAUCUGAUGAAACUAGAGAAGUUUUUAGCAGGACACAUGAAGAGUGUAGAAACACAACUGGUGUGUAUCCUAUGAGGAAGGAGAGAAAUUCAUUUCCGCAGAGGGGAUUUGGUGAAUCAACCAUAAAGUAUCUAGAAAUUGAACAGACUGUGGAAAGAUAUCAUGAUAGAGUGGUGGAAAGGAUCCAGACACAGGAAGAGACUAAAGAAACUUCUGUUUGCUGUAUGAGGGACAACGAUGCUAUUAUGAUAAAUGGAAAACCUGAUGGGAUGUGUGACAAUGCAUAUAAAGAUGACGACCCUGUUCUAAGACAAAGGAUGGUAAAUACAGGGAAUGACAGUCAAGAUGUUGGAGUAGGGAAAAAUCUGUGUCAAAGGACUGAUGAAGAGCAAACAAUCCUGAAAUCACCCAAACCUGCCUGUUAUACAAAGAAGGAUAAUGACACAGUGAUACAUGAAAAGUCAGGAAAUUCAAAUAAAAAUAUUGAAGAAACUUCAAAGCCAGUGGAACAAUAUAACAAUGGACGAGUAGAAAAGGUGCAGACACAUGAAGAGUCUCAAAAAGAUUGUUAUGGAAGUGCAGGGGAAAUAAAAGCUCUGCAAGAUGCUACAAGGGAAAACAAUGCAGCAGUGACACAUGAAUUAGGAAUUUUGGCAAGCAGGCGUACGGAAACUAAAGACUCAUUGGAGAAGAAUCAUGACAUAGUGGUUGAGAUGGAGCAGACACAGACAAAACGUCGAAGCAACAGGAAUAAUGACAAAAAAGAGAUGGCUGUAGAAUCUGAUGUCCAAAAUUGUAGUUCAUCCCACUGUGGAAUGACCAAUGACGGGAAUUCAAGAGUAAAUUCAAAAAAUAAGUCUCCCCAAAUUACAAGAAAUGGAAGUUUAUCUGUGUCAGCUGAAGAAUUUGGCUCUGCAGAUGAGUCAUCUAAUAAUGUUUACCUCGAGCGAGGAAGUUAUACUGUGCCGAAAAGGAAAAUGCAAAAGAACUUGAAAAAUGAUAUACAGCAUGGAAAAUUGUCUGGAAUUUCUAAAAAUGAAGGUGAAUCAAGACACAAAGUGGAAUCCAUAAAACAAAUCCAGCGGUCAACUAUUUUGCCUGCUGCGAGACGUAGGAAGUUACCAUGGACAACAGAAGAAGUAGAAAUGUUGAAGGAAGGUGUGCAGAAAUUUUCAUUGGCAACUAAUAAGAAUAUCUCAUGGGUAAAAAUUUUGGAAUUUGGACGACAUAUCUUUGAUGGGACGCGUGUUCCAAGUGAUCUUAAAGACAAGUGGAAGAAGAUAAAGGGUGAAGGAUAUGCAAAUACUGAUGCAAAAUGAAAUCAUAGUAGCACAAAUACUUACUAUACGGGUCAGACGUUUUGAUUCUACGUUGUCACUACUUAAUGCUAACUAUUUGGUUGUAGAAAUUUAGGUUGUCAAGAAAAGAGGUUGGUCUUUUGCCUUUUCAUCUGAGUAAGAUGGAAUAGGAUCUGUAUAUGCUCUCCAGAAUACACAAGUCUGUAAAAUUUUGAAUUUUUGCUAAUUGCUCUUCAAUGCUCAGGUGUUACAACAUGUCUAUUCUA
Messenger RNA from Chenopodium quinoa (quinoa), 4063 nucleotides. RefSeq lists its product as uncharacterized. Bases 1608 to 3818 code for a protein of 736 amino acids. The record is from RefSeq and is a predicted model, not a curated record. Lineage: Eukaryota; Viridiplantae; Streptophyta; Magnoliopsida; Caryophyllales; Amaranthaceae. The transcript is spliced from 4 exons.